CAGCGCGGCGGGGGCUUCACCCUGCACGGCUCCUCCUGCCCCCCCCGGAGAAGGGGGCUCACUGCACCCCCCGCCGCCGGCCCCCUGUCCAAAGCCCGGAUCAUGGAGCCCAAGCCGCGUCUUUUCAAACGGUCCGCCUCCCCCGGCGGCAGCGGCAGGAUCUGCUCCCCGCCGCCCGGCUUGACGUCAGCGGGACCCUGCUGCCCUGACAGCAGCCCCCCGGCGGCCGGCUUGUACUGCGGGGUGAUCUCCGCCUGCAACAAGCCGCUGCCCGCCGCCGCCAGCAACGCCGUGUACACGGUGCUGGUGGAAGACCCGGCGUCGCUCCGGAGGCGAUCCCGGCGCAGGAGCGCCGGCGAGGACGGCGCCGGCAAGAACCCCGGCGGCAAAGGCAGGCUGCAGCUUCUGCAAAAGAGCCCCAGUCACUGCAACGGCAAAGUGUUUCCGGGAGAAGCAGAAUCCAUCAACGGCCAGCUGCGGUCCCUCUCCGAUCCGUUGGGGCUGAAACAGCCGGAAGAAGAGGCGGCAGCUUUGCGGCUCCUGGAACAGAGUCCUUUGCACCAGUCGGCUUACAUCCCUGUGCCCAGGCAAAGGAGGCUCUCCGAGAAGGCGGGCAUCGACGAAGUCAUGGCGGCCGCGGUCCUCACCAGCUUGUCCACCAGCCCCGUUGUGCUUAACCACGCGCCCAACGGUUUCGGCACAGAGAUGAACGGCGAUGCGUGGAAGGAGGGUCUGGGCAUGUCCUCCAGUUGCAGCAGCAACAGUGGCGAUUGGAGCUGGGAUGCUCCGAGCGACCUCUCCACCCCAUCCACACCAUCGCCCCCGCUCUCAACGGAUGCUGCCCCCAGCUUCCUUUCUUCCCUGCAGUCAGAACUCGAGGAAACGGAAGCGACUCACUUCCUGUUCGGCGAUCCGAUCCCCAGGAAGAGGAAGAACUCCACCAAGGUGAUGUUCAAGUGCUUAUGGAAGAACUGUGGGAAGGUACUGAGCAGUUCCUCUGGGAUGCAGAAGCACAUCAGAACCAUCCAUCUGGGGCGGAAAGCUGACCUGGAUCAAAGCGAUGGGGAGGAAGAUUUCUACUACACCGAGCUGGAUGUCAACGUGGAUUCCCUGACAGAUGGUCUGUCCAGCCUGACUCCAGUCUCGCCCACCUCCUCGGUGCCCCCUGCCUUCCCCAUCCUGGAGGAGGUCCAGGAGACCCCACCAAUCCCGUUCAAGCCGGAGGUCUCCAUGGUGUCUCACCUGAGCCAGUCAACACCCAUGACCAUUCUGAGCCAAUCCGCACCCACGAGCCUGUGCCACAUCCAAACUGACCAUGCCUACCAGGCUUCAGGACCUGCUGGUGUGUUGACAGAUCUGACUGCCCCAGCCACUGGAAUGGAAAUCAGCAUAUCAUGGCAGCAGCCGGCCCUUUUCCCACCACCUCUUCCCCCCGUCCUCUUCAAAAGCCCUGCGGGCUGCCUCACCCCCAUUCGGCCUGCCGAUGCCGGAGAGAAACCUCCCCCAGCACCCCACACACCCGUUGCCAAAGGACACCCGAUAGUGCCUUCUUCCGUUCCAAAGCCUACAGCGGGCACCAGGAAGCCGCGUGGCGAGGCAAAGAAGUGCCGCAAGGUCUAUGGGAUGGAGAAUCGUAACAUGUGGUGCACUGCCUGCCGUUGGAAGAAGGCUUGCCAGCGGUUUGUCGACUGAGUGGUGCCGUCUUCCUGCCGAGCUCCGGGAUGCCGCCUGCAGCUCACGAUUCUCCUUGCGCAUUUUGCACUUCUGUGCCUUUCCAGCCUGACCUUGCUCACCAUCCACCCUCAUCCUGGUGAAAAACGGCUUCCCACCCAAGGUGGAGGGCUCCCACCUGUGCCUUGGCUCAGGAAAAAAGAGUCUCUGGUGUGGACGGUCGUGGCGGUAGCUCCAUGAGAAGGAAAGCGGGGGUCGUCGUCGUCCGUCUCUAGCUGUGCAACCCACAUGGAACCCCACCGAAGGCUUCUAAACUACCACAAUUGGAGUCUUUCUGACUUAAUUUUGCAUUACUAGUUUUUUAUACCUGCCAUCAACCUCGUUAGGUUAAUGGCAACUCUAUCCAUGUCUGCCCGUAUGAAGAUCAUCCCCUUUUCUUUUCUUUUUCCUUUAUGGUGUCUUUCUUUUCUUUUUGUUUUUUUUAUAGAGGGAAAUAAGCUACUUUUCCUGCCCCUCUGCUCCAGGAGACCCAUCCGUUCCUCCCCUCCCAUUCAGUGUCUUGCAGCAUUGAAGACUUGGAAGAUGGGUGAGCCAGCAGUGCUAAGUAAAAGAAAAACUGCAUAAAGGGAUCUGGCUGUUAGAGCCAAAGGCCCAAGUCAGGCUGAGCUUUCAGGCUAAAAGAAAACAGAUCUUUAUAUCUGCUUUUGUUUUUUUCCUGGGUUGUUUCUUUCUGUUUAGCUUCGGUAUUUUUGGCCAAUGAUGCAAGAGGCAUUAGAAGGACCCCACCCCCACCCCCACUCUGCCUUCACCCAUUUCAGUUACUGGAUGCAGUAUGUUUCUCUGAGAGAAAAGGUAUUCUCCAUGCUAUUUUUAAAAUCUGGAUUUUGAAGAUGAUGUGCCUAGUCAAGUCUAGGGCGCAGAUGUGAUUAACAAAACUGUUCCGUGUCCCCUGAACCUUGGAAGCCGUUGUGCUUUCACGCCCUUUUCCUCCACAUGCUCCCCUUUGCUUUCUUUUUUCCCCUGCGUGCAAAGCCCAUGGUGCCUGGAGAAGGCAGCUGUUAAAGGAAACUUUCAGACUUUGCAGUCUGGCUUAAGAAUGGCCCCACAGUGGAAUUAAUAUGCUGGUCUCUUGCAAGGAAUAAGCUAUGCACUCAAACGGCAGCCUGGCCUUUUUUCCUCAACUCAGAAUGAAUUUGCAUUGCAAGUCACUCUGACCGCACAAGGGAACGCUUCAACUUCUAUACCCAUCAUCCCAGACUUGAGUUGCACGUUUUAGUGAGAAACUGAGGGACGGAUCUGCAGCAGGUUUUCCUUUGGCGCUGGAUCUGGGCAGCAAAACUGAAAGUGCAGCAAAGACACUCGACUCCCCAACCCUGCAAUUCUGGCUUGAAUUUGAAUUUUGGAAUCAGGAUUUAUUUUUUAAACAAAACAUCUUGAGUUUGUUUUCGCAGUGAGGGAAACUUGCCAAAUGUUGAACAUUGAGGUUUUAUUUAGCUCUGCUUUUUUCACUGACUUCCUUCUACCUGUCUGAAAUUCUGUGGCUCAGCUUUGCAGGACUGAGAUGUCGUUGCUUUUCGGGGAAGGGGGGCAUCCAUUCAGCAGUGGUGUGCUGUUCUGCACUUAAAUGCGCCAGAUGGUGACGAUACAAGAGCCGGGGCACUUCCUGUGUCAAGGGAUUGCGCAAUCAUCCAAGGACAAGUUCUGCGGAAGCCUCCCCCCCCAAAUGUGGGGUCUUCCCCUCAUUCUGUGGGGAGGGCUUGUGCAGAAGCAUGUCAUAAUGCCAUUGUGCCCUACACUUUUAAUCUGGAGAAAAUAUUCUGGAAUUUUAAAGGUAUUGCACAUGUAAAAUUCGUUAAUGUUCUAACCAGGAUUUCAUCUAUCUCCAUAAAUAUUUAGCUAGGCUGUU
Messenger RNA from Varanus komodoensis (Komodo dragon), 3577 nucleotides. It is a transcript of the gene SLC2A4RG, whose product is annotated as SLC2A4 regulator. Gene Ontology annotation, cellular component: nucleus. Gene Ontology annotation, biological process: regulation of transcription by RNA polymerase II. Bases 103 to 1692 code for a protein of 529 amino acids. The transcript has 9 exons. The record is from RefSeq and is a predicted model, not a curated record. Gene Ontology annotation, molecular function: DNA-binding transcription factor activity; RNA polymerase II cis-regulatory region sequence-specific DNA binding. Lineage: Eukaryota; Metazoa; Chordata; Lepidosauria; Squamata; Varanidae.